Caenorhabditis remanei is the source of this 474-nucleotide messenger RNA. RefSeq lists its product as uncharacterized. The transcript is spliced from 2 exons. The record is from RefSeq and is a predicted model, not a curated record. The coding region runs from base 1 to 474 and encodes 157 amino acids. NCBI's taxonomy places the organism in Eukaryota, Metazoa, Nematoda, Chromadorea, Rhabditida, Rhabditidae.
AUGCCUAGAAGAAGACCCCCCAACCGUGCUCGAGAUGCUGAACUAGAACAAGAACAUGAACUGUUCUCGGUAAUCAAAGAAGUUGAAAUCUUAUCGAUUUAUUGUGUCUACAAUUAUCUAUAUCAUCAAAUUUGUACCAUUCAAGGCGGCGAUGAAUUCCGGAUCUUCGGAAGUCCACUCCUCGUGAAAAUCUCGAUGUGUUUGGGUCAAUGUGUUGUUAUCAGAUUUAUGGCAACAGUCAAACGGUUCCCUUCAUGGAUACUUAUUGGUCUGACUGUUUUUAAUUUUAUACUACGAAUGGCAUCGCUUUUCACCGACUUUGAAACUUAUUUGUACCUCAUGGCUGAUCGUGAGAACUCUCUCCUUUAUUUGAGAUACAUUGGAUUAUUGUGUUUCUUGUUCUACUUCAAAUUUAGUGUCGAAACGUUCAUAAAAGUGAUGCGAUAUCUUAUGCAGCGGCGUCACAUGUAUUGA